UCUUUUUUUUUUUUUUAAGCAAGUGGUCGUGGAUAUUAGGAAUUAAACACAGACACCUAAACCAUUUUUAAAUUUAAAGAAUCACUUUUUCCUCCUUCACAGUGCAAGUUCCAUGUGCAUAGGAGGUGGACAUAAACUAAUAAUCCUUUUACAGUGAAAAUAGGAUCGACUUGGCUAAACGACAAAAUUACAGAAGGUAAAAAGGUAUAGGCCAACUUACUGCAUUUGUCUUCUUUUUGGCAACUAUUCUCUGUGAUUAUGUAAAUCUUUAUAGACAGAUUUUCUACUGUUUGAAUGGUACUGCCAGUAACAGUAAGCUAAUAAAUAAAGGCAAUAUUAGCUAACUUAAAAACAACAAGCAAAGUAAAGAAUUAAUUCGGCAGCCAUAAGCAGAAAAAAGUUGGACAGCUGAAGGGCAAGGAGCUGGUGACACAGAAAUAGUGAAGAUCUACCAAGGAGAAGACUGGUAAUCUACACACAGCCUAUCCACAUGGCUCCGAAGGGGGGAGCCUGUUUGGUUCUGCUCAUCUUGGCCUCUGCAGUUUUCGCUCAACUUCCACAUAUGGGGCCUCAAGAAAAAGCUGAGUUAGAAAAAGUGACUGAAAAACUGAUGAAGAAGUGCUACUAUAGGGGAUACCCAGAACCUAAUUUGAUGCAGGUCAACAGUGUCUUCAACUCCAGCCUUAGUGGUUCUGUGCAGAACAGAGACGCUAACCAGUCGAACGCCCUCCUUUCCACUUUUCGUCAUCUCCUGACCUCAGUCACUACAGGAACAAACAUGAAGUCAUUUGGUCAACUCCCCGUGGAUAUUUCGCAAAAAAUGACUAACCAGAUGUGGAAUUGCAGCAAUCUUCCAGGCAUGAUUGAGGUGAUGAGAAACUAUUCUGGUGGUAUAUCAAAGGAGGAUUCUGGAUGUUAUAUGCAAGCGUUUGCAGCCCCUCUUUCCUGGGCAACAUUGACCACACAGGAUAAAAACAGCAUGGACUCAAAUGACUACAGAAAACUGAUGUGGGCUGUUACACCUAUGACGGGGCUUAUGCCCUUCUUAAAAACAAAACUUCUGAUGAACGUAGAUAUCCCAAAGCUAAAAAACAUGAUGGACAUGUUCAAGAGUAUGUAUGAUCGCAUAGCUCCUGGUCAAAGGACUCGUGUGGCUCAAUGGGCGAAAGAUCAGAUCACCCGAAACUACUUCAACUGUUCAAUAAAGCCAUGGGUUAACGCAACAUUAAAGCAUGUGGAUAUCUGCUCCCCUUCACUGCAAUGGCUGAAUUUGGAAGCACUGACUAUUUUGGGACCCUACCUGUCCUAUUUACCACCAAGUGAUGUUAAUUAUUCUUCUAAAGUAGAGCUAUGCAACUUUUUCUCUUCAGCUAAGUUCAAAUCCAUCAUGAAGGUAACCACGAUGAACCCCACUCUGAGUAAGAAGUUGCUCCAUAGAAUCCAAGAGUGCUUCAGUUCACAGGAGUUUCCAGAACAUGUGGAAACACUUGGCCCACUGGCUUGCUAUUAUGAUCCCCCAGAGUUGAAUGCUAACUUCAGUGGGAAACUCCUCUCUCAACUGGACCAGUGUGACAGCUCCCAAAUCAAAGGGCUGAAGACACGGCUUCUCAGUUCUCUGAGGUCACUGUCAAGCCCUGCUCAAAUAAUACGAGACUUAAGCAGUACUGUUACUGCAUUGUCUGCCAAAGAAAUUGCUGCAAUCCCUGCCACCAAUCUCACACAGGCUCUCAAAAAUCUGGGACCCAACAUCCGAUGGACAAGGAGCCAGCUGCAUGCUCUUAUCGAGAAACAUUUGGGUGAAAAGAAAUGUAAACAGAUAUCCGGGAUGGAGCUGAUGAAACUUCAGCCCAUUGCAGAAGGUUUGCCAAACUGUAUACUGAAACAGGUAAAAGCUGUAGAGGUCCUGAAUGAGCCAGAGGGCCUAAAGAACAUCUCCAAACGACUGAGCAGGGGACAGCUAAUGGCCAUGCUGGCAGGGAUGCUUAAGGAAAUGCAUCCUCCUGCGCUGGUGCCAAUGUUGUCUUCCCAGUUACUUAACGUCGUUUCUAUUAACAUUUUGGCCGAUGCAAAUGUCACCUCUUUGGACCAAGUAACAAACAAAACUUGGACUCGGUCACAGGCAGCAUACCUGGCAAAGAAGAUGGCUGACCUAAAACAGCUUCAAUUUAGGAAGAUGCGUUCGGUCCUUCAGGGCAUAACCUGUAAGAUGAUAAAUGAAGUUCCUGACAGCGGUGUAAUGGAAAUGGCUUCGGCCAUGGCAGAGUAUCCAGAGUGGCUCUCCAAAGUUCAGGCAGGAUGUGCUGCCAAAAAACUUUUCACAACUUUGGUGAAAAAGAGAGCAGACUGUUUCAAAACCAUCACUGAACAGGAACUGGAUAAGAUUCCUUCAGCUUUGCUUCUUCACCUGCUCCCUUCACAUGUGGACGAUUUGCCUAGUUCUGUCUGUCCUAUUUUCCUUGACAAGAUGGAAGAAGCCAACAUCAGCUCUUUGCCUCUUAAUUCCCCGUCUCGUCCUGCACUCACCAAGAAAGCCCUGUUCUGCCUAACCAAUGGGACAGAUUUAUCCAGCCUCACCCGUGGUGAUCUGCCCAAGCUAGGACCCCUCAUAUGUGAGCUGCAGCCUUCCCAGCUGCGUCUAAUGAACCCUGAUGUCCUCAAGUCCGCUUUCCAGGAGAUGGCUUCCUGCAAACAUAUUCCUCAACAAUACAGGGCAGAUAUCAUUAAGAUGGUUCACCAGACCUUUGGAAAUUCUUCUGAUUGGACCGAAGACACUGUGGAAUCAGUCGGUCCCCUUCUUCUUUGUGAUAAGGUUGCCACGUCUGCUCUACCCAACAAACCUUGGAUGAAGGAUGUUCUUCAUUACAUGAAGUCACUGUCCUCUGAUCCUUCAGAUGCCCUGAAAAAGAAAAUCUUUGCUCUUACCACCACUAGAUCAAAUGCAACACGUAAAAAGAGGGAGAUCCUGAGAGAACCCACUGAGAAUUUGAUUCAAGAACUGGGAAUGGAUAAUGUGUACUGGUCAGCAGGAGAGCUGGAUAAGAUGUCAAACAGCACUUUCCUGGCCACUGUAGAAAUACUUGGAGAAAUCCCAAACUACAGUGCAGAUCAACUGGCUGUGCUCAGCAAAAAAGCUACUGAGGCUUUUGGCCCAGUGUCACAGAUGAACGAGGGCGUGGUCCUACAGCUUGAAUGUAUAAAUCAGGGUUUUUCUAAUUCUGACCUGGAGAAUCUCCCCUUGCCAAUGGAUAUUGUAGAGGGAAUUUCCCGCUGUGGGUGGACUCAAUCACAGAUGGAGUCGUUGUGGAGGGGAAUUGCCAAAUAUAACAAUCUGAAAGCGCAGCAGCUGGGAGCUGCAGAGAUGGUAUCACUGAACCGGCUCAUCUGUGGCCUGAGCUCCGGCGAGAUCAGACAGCUCAACAUCAGCGCUUUCAAGAGGGCUGUGGGCUCAAUGGAUGGUAUUAAGUGCUCCUUUCAGGUUUUACAGCAAUUAAAAACUCUAGCUGUGGCUGCAUUUGGGAAACCCAGCACCUGGACAGAACCACAGGUUGCAGACUUGGGCAACAUACUUGCUGGGCUGGAUGCAUCGGAGCUGGCUUCUUUGGACCCAUCUGUCUUUCCAUUUGUCAGCAGGACGUGUAUCCCACUCAUCCCUCCAAACAAUUUUGCUGCACUCUCUGCUGCUCAGCUGGAGGCCCUUGGGCCUGACAUUGCAGCAAUGGUGACCACUGAACAGCGAAAUCUGUUGAAUAAUGAUCAACUUGACACACUUGAAACGGCUCUAACUGGUUUUCGUAACCAGGCACAAGGAGCUGUUCAAUCAGGAGCUCCAUCGCUGGGUGCAGAGGGGCUCUCAGCCUUCAUGAAGCCCCUUCUCUUGCUUCUCAUUGGGUUUCUCCUGCUGUGAGUCAUCACAUCCAUCUGCUUAAGCUAAUUACAGACCUAGAAUAAUAAUAAUAAUAAUAAAUAACAGUUCAGCAAUUCUUCAGGUUUAUUUAGUGUUGAAAACGUUUGCACAGAUUGAUGUUUUAUGAUAAUCUAUACAUGUUUGUGACUGUAGCUCACACGAUUAGAUGACCUUCUGAGAUGUGUUAGAGUUCCUUUACUCUGUUAUGUGUUAAUAAGAAAAUAUAUUUUAUUAAUUGCAGAGAAAUAUUUCAUGUUUAAUUUUCAGAUGUUCUCAGUAUGAGUCUGUUUUUUGAAAAGUUGAUAUUUACUGACAAAAACUGAAGAAUGAUUCAACUUAAUAAACCUUAUUGUUACGCCAGCA
This is a messenger RNA of Neolamprologus brichardi, 4267 nucleotides long. RefSeq names its product otoancorin (gene otoa). Gene Ontology annotation, cellular component: cell surface. Lineage: Eukaryota; Metazoa; Chordata; Actinopteri; Cichliformes; Cichlidae. The record is from RefSeq and is a predicted model, not a curated record. Gene Ontology annotation, biological process: cell-matrix adhesion.